Messenger RNA from Hypomesus transpacificus, 5215 nucleotides. It is a transcript of the gene mark1, whose product is annotated as MAP/microtubule affinity-regulating kinase 1. NCBI's taxonomy places the organism in Eukaryota, Metazoa, Chordata, Actinopteri, Osmeriformes, Osmeridae. Gene Ontology annotation, biological process: intracellular signal transduction; microtubule cytoskeleton organization; protein phosphorylation. The transcript is spliced from 18 exons. The record is from RefSeq and is a predicted model, not a curated record. The coding region runs from base 485 to 2854 and encodes 789 amino acids. Gene Ontology annotation, molecular function: tau-protein kinase activity; protein serine/threonine kinase activity; ATP binding. Gene Ontology annotation, cellular component: cytoplasm.
CUCGCCACCUGGCGUUGUUAAUCGUUGCCCAGCCUUAAAGCAUUGCGGAGAAAUAUACAUUUGAAUCUUUCACGAAUUUGAAAUAAACUCGCACUUUAGGCAUUGCACAGCCAUAUGUGUGCUCUGUUGAGACAACGGAUGCUCCUGUCGAAAUUAUGCUUUUACUACACCUUUCGAAGUCCUAGUCUCUGUCUAUCUGGGGUGGAUCAAUGCUGGAUUCUCUGCUUCAUGCAUACUCCUCUCCUUUCUCUCAGUCAGCUACACUCGCUUGCCUCACACCCGGGGGCGCAUCAACCAGCAUAGGCGCCUUUCGUUGGCUCCAAGGGGGACUGGAUGCGAAUAUGUUCUAGUCUGGAAUGCAACGGUUUGGACAGUCUGGUUGGAAAUGCAGGUGGUGUAAUUAGGACGGAAAUUAAUAUCUCCUCUCAUUGCGCUGGUCUGAGUGGUAAGCUCGGUGCUUUGCUUAGCGGCCUGUAAACACAAAAUGUCGACCCGAACGCCAUUGCCCACUGUGAAUGAGCGCGAUACAGAGAAUCACACAUCCGUGGAAGGAUACACAGAGCCCCCAGCCCCCCCUGCCAAGUCUGGGAGUCGGCAUAACUUGCCUCGAUAUCGGAACUCUGUGGCUUCGACAGCCGAGGAGCAGCCACACAUUGGGAACUACCGGCUGCUCAAGACUAUCGGCAAAGGCAACUUCGCUAAGGUCAAGUUAGCCCGGCAUAUCCUGACGGGUAGAGAGGUCGCCGUGAAGAUAAUAGACAAAACUCAAUUGAACCCCACUAGUCUACAGAAGCUCUUUCGCGAAGUAAGGAUUAUGAAGAUCUUGAAUCACCCCAACAUAGUUAAAUUAUUUGAAGUCAUCGAAACAGAGAAGACACUCUAUUUGAUAAUGGAGUACGCCAGUGGAGGUGAAGUGUUUGACUACUUAGUUGCACAUGGACGGAUGAAGGAGAAAGAGGCACGGGCCAAGUUUCGUCAGAUUGUCUCUGCAGUGCAAUAUUGCCAUCAGAAGAGGAUUGUUCACAGGGAUCUAAAGGCAGAGAACCUGCUUCUGGAUGCCGACAUGAACAUCAAGAUCGCUGACUUCGGCUUCAGCAACGAGUUCACGCUGGGCAGCAAGCUGGACACCUUCUGCGGCUCUCCUCCCUACGCCGCCCCGGAGCUCUUCCAGGGGAAGAAGUAUGACGGGCCUGAGGUGGACGUAUGGAGCCUGGGGGUCAUCCUCUACACGCUGGUCAGCGGCUCACUACCCUUUGACGGGCAGAAUCUAAAGGAGUUGAGAGAGCGAGUCCUUAGGGGAAAGUAUCGCAUCCCUUUCUACAUGUCUACAGACUGUGAAAACUUGCUCAAGAAAUUGCUGGUGCUCAACCCAGGCAAACGUGGAAGUCUGGAGCAAAUCAUGAGAGACCGCUGGAUGAAUGUGGGCCACGAGGAGGAGGAGCUUAAACCCUACACGGAGCCUGAGGUGGACAUCAGUGACAUCAAACGGAUAGAACUGAUGGUCACCAUGGGCUUCUCCAAAGACGAGAUCUCUGAGGCGUUGGUGGGACAGAAGUACGAUGAGGUUAUGGCCACGUACCUCCUGCUGGGAAGGAAACCUGUAGAGUUUGAGGGCAGCGAGUCCCUGUCCAACAGUAACCUGUGUCAAAGGUCACGACCAAGCAGUGACCUCAACAAUAGCUCGAGCCAGUCACCCGCCCACUCCAAGGUCACGCGCAGCAUAUCUGCCAAUCAGAAACAGCGGCGCUUCAGCGACCAUGUUGCACCCUCUAUCCCCCCAACGGUGUCGUACACCAAGCGGAUGCAGGCCAACAGUGUGGAAAGCGACAAGAAGGAGGACUGGGACGCCACACGUAAACUGGGCACCACUGGCUCUAAGGGUGACAUGCCUGCCUCGCCUCUGGUGGCACAGGAGACAAGGAAGAAGUCCUCCACAGCCUCAGGGAACAGCGGUGCUAUGAUGCGAAGGAACACGUACGUGUGUGAGCGCACCAGCACCGACCGCUACUCGGCCAUCCCCAACGGCAAGGACAGCAGUCUGACGGAGGUGUCAGCAGCAGCUGAAUGCUCCUCACCAUCGUCCGGGGUGACUUCGGCUGCCACCUCAGCACGACCCCGCCAUGUAAAGUCCAUGUCAGCCUCAGGCCACCCCAUCAAGUCUCCACUGCCCCCUAUAGACGACAACGCAGAGUACAAAAGCACUACCCAGCGGCCCCCCGCCGCCUCGCCCUCGGCGCACAGCAUCAGCAGCAGCAGCAGUGCCACGCCCGACCGCACGCGCUUCCCCCGCGGCAGCUCCAGCCGCUCCACCUUCCACGGCGCCCAGCUCCGCGACCGCCGCUCGGCCACCUACAAUGGGCCACCGGCUUCGCCCACACUGUCACACGACACCGGGGCCUUGGCGCAGGCACGCAGGGGCACGUCCACAGGCAUCAUCAGCAAGAUCACCUCCAAGUUUGUUCGCAGGGCCCCGAGUGAAGGAGAGGCCAGUGGCCGGACAGACACCCCAAGGAGCGCAUCCGGGGAACCCAGGGAAGAUGGCCGGGACUCGAAGCCGCGCUCGCUUCGUUUCACCUGGAGCAUGAAGACCACGUCGUCCAUGGAGCCCGGCGACAUGAUGAGGGAGAUCCGCAAGGUCCUGGACGCCAACAACUGCGACUACGAGCAGCGCGAGCGCUUCCUGCUCUUCUGCGUCCACGGUGACGCCCGCCAGGAGAGCCUGGUCCAAUGGGAGAUGGAGGUAUGCAAGUUGCCCCGCCUCUCGCUCAACGGUGUGCGCUUCAAGCGGAUCUCGGGGACGUCCAUCGCCUUCAAGAACAUCGCGUCCAAAGUGGCCGACGAGCUCAAGCUGUGAACGUUUUAAAUAUAUAUUUUUUUUUUUUUUCAACAAGCAAACAAACUAAAGACUAUUAAUGUACAAUGUUGAAAUCCGGUAAAUGGGUGGGGAUCUGAGGGUGAGGGGUCUCGAGUCUCCUCAAGUUCACCUAAACAUUGACACGCUAUGCCGCCAUAUUGAGAAUACCGCUAUUCCAGACUACUGCUGUAUUGUGUGGUGAAACAAAUCAUAAAGAAAAUACACUCCCAUUUAUCCUUCCCAAGGCACAUGUGUGUACCCAGAAUCAGAAUUAACAAGUUUUGAGAACCGAUAAGGUAGAAAAGAAAAGAAACCCAUCAUUGCAAUAAUAUGAGACUGUUCACACUGAUGGCUUGCUCAUUUCAUUUACAUUUGCGCAGGGGGGUUGAAAUAAAGACUGCAUCGCAAAUUUUUCCACAUGUACAGUUACAAAAAUUGAGAAUGUGUUUUGUCGAGUUACAUAGAGUUGUAUAAAACAAGUCUCUUCAGCAUAACGUCUGCAGGUAUUGUAUAGUCUUGGUUUCUGUACAGAAAGUGUAUGUUUAUUGUGUCAUACUGUAAUUUUGGGGGGGUUGGAAUUAUCUUUCCUUGUAUUGUCAACAUAAUGUGUAGAUUGUUUGCCUCCACUGAAAUUUUAAGUUUAUUUUUUUAUUCUCACAAGGAACAAAAAAACGGCUUAUUUCCUUUUUUUUCUUAAAUUUUUUUCCUCCCGUAUACAUAAUUAUUGAAUGACUUGACUGAAAAAAAGGAAAUUGCAUACAUACGUACAUCCCAAAGCCCUAAGUCAUUCCUCUUAAUGCACUAUUUUGGCCACUUUCAUGUUGUUUAUCAUGAAGCAGUGCCGAAUGGUUAUUUUAGCACUACAGUUGACAAUGUUCUUUUUAUUGCAUUGACUUGCAUUAGGGAUCUUUAAGAAGGCAAACUUGGACCUGGGCAAAUCCUGCCUUUACACUUAAUGGGACUACAAUGUUAAACAUUAUUGAAAGGACCAUGAUUUGUCCACACGGUAAGCCUUAUGUAUGCAGUCUUUAGCUUGACAUGAAUUGCGUAGUCAUAUUCUUAGGAAUAAGCAAAUUAUUUAACAAAACAUAACCAUAAAUUAUGUAAAUGUAAUCAAAUGCUGUCCAAUGACAGGCCAAGAGUUUAGUUAUGAGUGCUUUCUGUCAUGUUUUGCUUAAGACCGCACAAAGCUUGAUACUCAGUGUUAAAACAAAGCUUAUUGUCUCUUUAAUGGGACUUUAUCAGAGGCCCUAGCACAGGUCAUUGAUUGAUGGUUUAUGCUUUAUUUUCAUUUUAUUUGUUCUUCUUGCAAUUGUAUUUAUUCCACCACAUUAUGCCUUUUUAAUGUGCUGCUUGAUAUUUCUGAGGCAUUCACCUGUACGAGAGGAAAAUAGGAUUUAACGUUUAUUUUUUUAGAUUGUUUAAACAUUUGUUUUCUCCCCCACUUUUUAAUUAGUGAUUGCGAUGACAGUAUGUCAAAAGAACCACUAGUGCUGGUACAUUUCUUCUCGUUAUUUUGUACUUAAGUCAUGAGGGUUAACUGUGCAAUGGUAUUCCAUGUUGUAUUACUGUAAAGAGCAGCCGGUGUUAGACCACACCCUUAAAAAGUGACAGAGAAGGGAAAACGCCGGAUGUCCUUUUUUGGAAAUUAAGGAGGAUGUGGGGGUCUGAAAACAAGGUGAAAAGCUGUGACAAACCCUUUGAACCAUUUUUGCAAGCUGAAGUGUCACGUCUCUAUUUGUCUAUGAGACAUUUUGGGAGAUUAACGUCUGGGAGAGUUGGAGAGGGUGGCGUUAUUUUAUCGUUGCUGUCCAGAAACGACAAUUUAAGCCUCGCCAUGCGUCACUCAAGGGUUAGAUAGGUAUAAGCAACAUGGAAGUCUCUCCAACCUUGCUCUUUGCUAGGCUCGGUGGCUUUUGAAUCCAUUUUGCUCAUACUUGUGCCAAUCCCUCUUUACCUAUCUAGACAAGUGCGCAUGUGAGAGCUGGAGGGUCGUCCCUGUACAGUGGUGCGUGGCACGGCCGUUGUCGAUGCAGGUUCCCAUUUUUCUAUGGUACACAUCAUAGGGAGACUUGUCAUGUUGCCUUAGCUGAAGGAGCAGAGGAUCAGAAAGGGUUGAUGAAAUGUAAAUGAUAACCCCCCCACCUCUAUAAAUGCACCCUCCCCCUCUUCCACCGUUCCCCCCCCCUCCCCUCCACAGUCCAUCCCCCUCACUUAAACCUCCCCCUCCUCCACCCCCCUCACCUCACUUACACCUCAUCCACUCCAACAUACAUUCGAGGAAAAGCUUGAUGAGUCAUCUAGAUUCAGUCUCACUGGUGCACAAUAUUAAAGCUUACUUGAAAGGAGUCUCGAGCCAAA